Ectocarpus sp. CCAP 1310/34 is the source of this 1422-nucleotide messenger RNA. The record is from the annotation of a GenBank genome assembly. NCBI's taxonomy places the organism in Eukaryota, Phaeophyceae, Ectocarpales, Ectocarpaceae.
GUCUCGCCGAAUUCGUCCGCGUUGCUGCUGUGCUGCAGUGUGUGCGCGUGCGUUUCCCGCUGUUCUGGUAGACCUAAGAGCAAGAGUCAGGCAGUCCAUGCCAUCCACAACUGAAGCGGUGGGCGUCUCCUCUGCUGCUUCAGUGAUGCUUUUGGAACGCGCGGUGUGGUGUUCGAUCGUGGUCGUUACGUACUUCCGCCUGAAUUUUCGGCAGUGGGCUAGCGACUUCUGGCACCAAGCUUCCGCUGCCGAGCAUAAGGUUUCUGCCGCUCGCUGUCCAACACCGCCGACCCGACCGCAGGGUCUCUUCGUGAGCGUGGUAACCCUCAUUUUGACCCUCUACGUGCUCUGCAUAGUGGCGCCGAUGAACGCAGUGGCUGAGUGGGAUAUACACUGGCGUGGAGGUUCCAACGGGAGAAGAACAUCAGGUCCCACUCGCGUACGAUAGCAUAGCGAUCGCGGUUCGUACUAUCGCGAAACACCUGCAAUGCUGCUUUGUGACUUCGCGUACCACAAGGAGCGACUACGACUACGGCAAGAGAACCCGUCCCGUCGUGUCUUAUGUAUGUGUAGUGGAACGGGUCCUUCAAACCCUUCGUGUAAUCCGCAACAAAGGACACCGGCAGGGAGGACCAGGCCUAGUGAAUCGCCUGGCCAUUGUUGCCUCUUGUGUGUUUUAGUCGCAAGUAACAGCCCCCCCCCUUGUGAAAGCUUGUUGCCCUCGUGGGUGAGAUUGCCCGCAGAGCGGAGAACGAACGUGGAAGACUCCUGUCUCCUGCCUGUGCCGCAAACACAUACGGUGUUUACCAUAGGGAGAGCUCACACCUUGAUCGCUGGCCUGUCUUUGCUACACCGCGAGGGAUCCCGAGGUUAGGUCAUGUUGGUUCUGCUGCUGUCGAGACCCGCACGUUCAUGAAUUCGCGAUUAUCUUGUGUGUGCAUGCAUGCAUGCGAGGAAAGUCGAAUAGAGUACAUGUGGUGUUUGCGGAUUGGCAGCUGACUCGUGACUACAAGAGGCAGAAGUAUCCAAAAACGAGAUUCAAUGAGCGAGGAGGAUGGGAGAGAACUUGUUACCGCGUGAUACAUGGUGGUGAAGGAGUUCGAACGACUAGGUGGGGUACAAGCGGGCGCGCGAGAUGUCUCUCGUUCCCAGUUAUGGGAACUCUGUUUUGUGCAAGGCGAGUUUUGAACCCGCAACAUGCGUGCCAGGGACGGAGCUGGAUUGCAUUGGUGCAGUUGCGUUUGGCUUCAGCCAUUCGCAUCGGCGGUUGUUAUGGCACUCAAUAGGACAACACUGACAACUAAAUGGUGGACUGAGCACUGCCUACUUCUACGUUUGUAAGGCAGUAUGCCUCGCGGCCGAAAUCCCGUUGCUCUCCGUGCGAGAUGUUGAACAGUUUAUUUCAUGUUCAAAAAGUACGCG